ACAACUACAGUUUUAUAUAUAAAGAUAACUCAUAUUCUCGAGACAGAAAGAUUUGAGGCUGAAAAUUCAAACCCAGUCAUUGACUUCAGAUUUGCUGUAAAAAUUAGUGAAUUGCGAAGAGAUAAAUUUUAUUCCAAAGGAAGAAAAGAAAAUCCAGAGAAAAAAAAAAUAUUUAACAGAAAGCGAUAAUUUUAUAUUCACAAAAUGGAGAAGAUGAAUGAAGAAAAAAUAUUGGCUCUCGUUCCUUCUGCAGUCUGUGAUACAGCACCGAUUUAUAAGAAAUCUACACAAAUUCUUCCCCAAGUAUUACAUACACAAAACACAGAAAAAUCCGAAGAACAGGAAAUGUCCAUACUACCAAGUUUUCAACAUAUUGUGACAUGUUACCUAGCAAUAAUUAAAACAGAUUACAUUAAUACGUUUAUAGAUUAUGUAAAGGAUAAAUGUAAUCACAUAGAAUCUAUGGGUUUAGAGGGAUCUUGUAUAUUACGUAAUAUCAAACGUAAAAUGCGAAGAUUUCUGAAAUUCACAAAACAACAUAAUGAUUAUGUUCACCAAAACCUUGGCUGGUUUCAACAAAGACUCUUUGACAUUUAUAUCACCUGUAACCCAUACAGCCACAAGACUAUUGAACCACCAAAAGUAACCACAAAAUUUCGGCCUCUUUUGUCAGUUGUGACCAGAGAAGCAAAGUUUGAGGAAUCUGGGGAAAAAUUUGACAAAAACACGAUAUCCAAUAUUGUAGCCAUACAAGACGGAAUUGUUACAUAUUCCCGCCAUUGUAUGACGAUAUGUUGUAUUACAAGAAACGGUGACAGAAACUAUGUUCAUUGCCCAUCUUCUGUCACCGAUUUUACCAGAAUCGGCCAAGACAUAGUUCUAGCCACUCUUCCCUUUCGGAAAAUGAUUCUCAUAAUACAUCCCAUAAGUUUUACGAUUAAAACAAUACAACUGGAAUUAUAUUUAGCUUCUUACUUGGAACAUUCUACACUUAUAGGAGUAGAAAUGUUUAGGAAGGUGAUAUAUCUCGUUAAUUGGGACGAUGACAGCAUUAAACGAAAAAUUAUUACCAAAGAAAUACCUGCAGCUAUUGCUGUAGGUCCAGGGAAAAAUAUUUUGACAUCGUUUUCUAAUAGUAAUGAAGUUGUCUGUUAUAACCCAGAUGGUCAACAGUUAUUUGAAGUAGAGACCCAUUCUAUGGUCCUCCCAACCAAACUUACUUUCUACCAAAGACAUUUUUAUGUCCUCCAGGGGCGUAUUAUUUAUAAGGUCUCAGCUACAGGUGGUAUGAAAAAGAGAGACAUUGGCAGGAAAUGCUGGGAUAUUUCUGUUGGUAAAGAUAUCAUUUUGGUAACAGAUGUUUUCGGCAUUCCUCAUAUAAUUAAAACAAAUAAAGACUUUUGGCCCAGGCUACCAUAUAACCAUCAGCUACGUACCCCCAGUUUGAACAACCACAUUUAUAUUGAGGAUUGUAACAGCAUUACAAAUAUUCUACCUAUGUCAACAUCUUCUAUAUUAAUAAUCUACAGCAAUAAGAAUGCCAUAUUAUUCACUGAUAGUGGAGAAAUAAUUAACCAAAAUAAUUUAACUUUCCUUGAGCUUCCUUCUAUCUUUUGUAGAAUAAACUCUAACAGAUUCCUGGUCUUUUAUCAUGAAAAGAAAGCACUUCAGUAUAUUGCCUGUCCUGAACUAAGGAAAGGCCCUUUAAUAAAGGUCCAUACUGAUUACAUUAAAAUAUGUCAUAUUGUAUCAAAUAAGUGUUUAGCUGUAACCACUAUUGAAAGCAAAAAUGAGAUACAUAUCCUAUUGAUCAAGGAGAAAAAAGUUGAUAUCAUUGAAAGAAUUUCUCUGAAACAUAAUAAUGUCACAAUUGCUGCAACUCCAGUUAAUUUUGCAGUUGUAGACAGAAGGGAACAUAAACUGGUAUUUUAUGCCACAUCUGGUGAAGAACUUUUUGAAAAAUGCCUUCCAUUCUAUGGCGACCCUCAUCACAUCUACUCUGAUAAUGUUUAUUUUUAUGUCCUGUUUAAGAGACAAUCCAUUGUAAUAUGUUACGAUAUAUAUGGAGUAAUUAAAUGGCAAUGGAAGCUACCUCUCCCUGUUCAUCCUCACAUCGCUAUUUUCCAAGGAACAGUUUAUGUACUGGACAUUGAACACAACAGGGUUCUUCUUUACAAGUAUCAAAACCGGUCGUCUGGCUGUUAUUUACACACGAAAAAUCCUUAUAUCAGACAUCUAAAUCUACGACUCAAAGAAAAGGAGAAUGAUAAAAAACUCGUUAUUGCCAAAAUAUGUCAUCUGGCAAAUGGGGAGUUGGUGGUGUCCGACAUAAACAGUGAUUGCUUGUUAUACAUUUCUAAGGGAGGAGACAUUGUGUCUAAAUUAUCUCUGCCGUCUACAUCUACAGAUAUACGUCGAUGGGAUUCUAAUCAAAUAGGUGUCACAUUACCCCUAGAGAAACAAUUAAGGGUCAUAGGAAACCUAUCAAAGACAAUUAGAACUGUAUCACUAAGCCAGCCUUAUGUACUGGUUUGUAAGUUGGGUAAAGGUCAAAUCGUUUGUUAUUGUGACAAGGCAUCUGGUUUCGAUAUUUUAGCCAUUAAAAACUAUAAUCAAGUUGAAAUAAUUCAUAGAAUUAACUUUCCAUUUGUUGGGAAAUCAUUAGCAAUAGAAAAUGAAACACUAAAUCUUUUAAUUGUUACUGGGAAAAAAGCUUUUCGCUACAACACUACGUUCAGUGGUGGUGGUCGUUGUUUUAGCAGCUUUAAGAUGGUCCCCAGUGUUUUAUUGUCCCAAGUGAAAUAUCCCCCAAAUCUCUAUGGUGGAUCUAUUGAUAAAAUGUUUGUUUAUCUGAUAGACAACAGCCGUAUGUUUGCUAUAAACGAUCAUAACUUGUUGGUUAAUGAUCUCGUUACGAAUAAUCAACUCAAUAUUUAUAUCGACAUGGUAGACGUAUUUUCAAGAAACAUUUGUGUCAGUGAAAUGUUGUCUUCUACUAUAUAUCAACAGGAUCUGACAGUUUCUGAUAAAGCUAGACGCGUUCACCUCCCUCAACUAUUUGGAGACGAAAACCCAGUGGAGAUUUAUCGCUUGGUUAUUACCGAAAAUAAUCUGAUUGCCGGAUACGACGAUACGAAUAAAAAUAUUAAGAUAUUCACAUUUGAUGGUCAACUUCUGGAUUCUAUCAAAAUGGAUGCUAAUUACGACAUCAAAAUGUGUCGAGGGCAGUCAAACACCCUGGUUAUUAUGAUGAAGAAUUAUGAAUACCAACUGGUGGUGUUAAAAGUGGAAUUUCCAUUGUCAUUGGUGGUUUACCAGACGAGAAAUAAAUAUGAUUGUGUUGCUUCUUUAUCAAACAAUCAACUAGUGUGUAGUUGUUGGAAUGAUAAACGUAGUUUGUAUGUCGUUGAUGUGGAUGAAAUACAUUCGACAGUAAAUGAAACAUUGUUAACGAAAGGCAAACAGGAUUAUAGAAAUUAUAUUACUAAGAUCCAGUAUAUUAAAGUUACUGCUGACAAUGUCAUCAUUGCCUUGGACAAACAUUUCAUCAUUUUCUUCAACAGUGAUGGUCAACAUUUACAUUCAUUUAGACACUACAUGGAGUUCCAUGCUUGCGAUGACAACAUAACAACUGAUGAUAGUUAUUUGUACACUUAUGGCCAGUGGGAUAAAUAUCAUUCUUUAACUGAAUAUAAAAACAUUGUGUGUUUGACACAGACUGGGGAAUAUAGCAGAGUAUUUUUAAAUCAAAGGAUUUACAAAGAAAAACUAUUUUUCCCCACUAUAAACUGUAAAGGACCAAGGUUUGUUGGAAGCCGUUGUGAGAAGAAUGAAUUAUAUGUUGAAGGAUAUUUCAUGAUUAAUCGAGAAAAAAUCCCCAUUUCUCGUUUACUAACAGACAAAUGUCCCGUUCAAGUAAAAGAUAUUGAUAUCUCUGAUGAAGGAAAGACAGUUGUGUGUGAACAAGCCAAUAAUGGCAAUGUUAAAAUAUUUGAUAAAGACGGGAAGUUGCUAUGUUACAGAAAUGUCGCAAGUUUAGUAGGUGGUGUGUGUUUUACACAAGAAUCACACAUAAUGGCCACGGUUCCUAAAAGAAAAGAGAUAUUUCAACUACAGGAACAAGAUUUAGAGAAAAAUAAAGGUUGGCCAAGUCAAGUACCUUAUGGUAUCUUAUCUAACCGCAAUUGGCGAAUAUGUUUAUAUAACGGAUUCAGAAAACAAUAUUUACCAAAUUCCUGCACUUACCAAACAGCAAUCAGCUGA
Messenger RNA from Octopus sinensis (East Asian common octopus), 4263 nucleotides. RefSeq lists its product as uncharacterized. The transcript has 3 exons. The record is from RefSeq and is a predicted model, not a curated record. Bases 205 to 4263 code for a protein of 1352 amino acids. NCBI's taxonomy places the organism in Eukaryota, Metazoa, Mollusca, Cephalopoda, Octopoda, Octopodidae.